AUGGGUUAUCUCUGGUUUUCCCUUUCGAUUUUCCUCUGCCUCAGCUACUUCUCAGUGGCGGAAGUGUUAACUUGCUCUGGGAUAGUGCCCAUGAGGUACCGAAACGACAAGAUAUCGAUAACGGAUUUCGGAGGCGUCGGCGACGGCGUUACAUUGAACACCAAGGCAUUUCGGGAAGCGAUAUAUCGGAUUGAGCAUUUGAAGAGGAGAGGAGGCACGCUUCUUUACAUACCUCCUGGGGUCUACUUAACAGAGAGCUUCAAUCUCACAAGCCACAUGACUCUUUAUUUGGCCAAAGGUGCUGUUAUCAAAGCCACCCAGGAUACUAGGAAUUGGCCUCUGAUUGCUCCUUUGCCAUCUUAUGGAAGAGGGAGGGAGCUUCCUGGAGGGAGGUAUAUGAGCUUCAUUCAUGGAGAUGGAAUCCAAGAUGUGGUUAUCACUGGUGAGAAUGGGACUAUCGAUGGCCAAGGGGGUGUAUGGUGGAACAUGUGGAGGCAAAGAACUCUUCAGUUUACUAGACCAAAUCUCAUGGAAUUCAUGAACUCGAAAAACAUUAUAAUUUCCAAUGUGAUUUUCCAGAACUCUCCCUUUUGGAACAUUCACCCUGUUUAUUGCAGCAACGUUGUUGUCCGGUAUGUCACAAUUUUGGCUCCAAAUGACUCUCCCAACACUGAUGGAGUUGAUCCAGAUUCAAGCUCUAAUGUCUGCAUAGAGGACUCAUACAUAUCUACUGGAGAUGAUCUUGUGGCUGUAAAGAGUGGAUGGGAUGAGUACGGGAUCGCUUAUGGCCGCCCUAGUUCGGGCAUUACCAUCCGCCGUGUUAGAGGAUCAUCCCCAUUUGCUGGAAUUGCGAUCGGAAGUGAAACCUCUGGUGGGGUGGAGAAUGUCUUGGCUGAACAUAUAAACCUUUACAACAUGGGAGUUGGCAUCCACAUCAAAACAAACAUUGGCCGGGGAGGGUUCAUAAGAAACAUCACAGUUUCAGACGUGUACAUGGAAAAAGUCCGAAAGGGAAUAAAGAUUGCAGGAGAUGUUGGAGACCACCCAGAUGACAAAUACAACCAAAAUGCUCUCCCAGUCGUGAAGGGCAUCACAUUAAAGGACGUUUGGGGCGUGCAGGUUCAGCAGGCUGGCGUAAUACUAGGUCUGAAGAACUCCCCUUUCACCGGUAUAUGUCUCUCCAACAUCAAUCUCAACGGCAUGACGGGAUCAAGAUCGCCACCCUGGAAGUGCUCGGACAUUAGCGGGGCUGCCCAUCUGGUUAGCCCUUUACAAUGCUCAGAGCUGAGCAGUGCCCAGCGAGCAUCUACAUGCUCCAACUACUCCUAA
Messenger RNA from Prunus armeniaca (apricot), 1329 nucleotides. Lineage: Eukaryota; Viridiplantae; Streptophyta; Magnoliopsida; Rosales; Rosaceae. The record is from the annotation of a GenBank genome assembly.